GCUUGUUUGAGUGAAGAAAAAGAAAAUUGAAAGCAUUAACGUUGUUUUUGUUUGGUGAGAAAAUUAAUGGGACCUCUUGUGAUUUCUUCUUUUCUUUGUUAUGUUUUGUUAGUUUUCAGUGCAGUUAGAAUCCAAGCUAACGGUUGGCUUAACGCUCAUGCAACGUUCUAUGGGGCCAAUCAAGCUCCCACCAGCCUUGGGGGAGCUUGUGGUUAUGAUGAUACAUUUCAUGCUGGAUUUGGGAUCAACACUGCGGCGGUGAGCACUAUGCUUUUCAGACGUGGUGAGGCUUGUGGCGCUUGCUACCAAGUGAUAUGUGACUCCCGGACUGACCCAAAAUGGUGUCUUAGAAGCCGCAGUGUGACGGUAACCGCCACCAACUUCUGCCCUCCAAACAACCACGGAGGGUGGUGUGACCCUCCUCACCACCAUUUCGACAUGUCCAUGCCUGCUUUCUUUCGCAUUGCACGACAAGGCAAUGAAGGCAUUGUUCCUGUUCUUUAUAGAAGGGUUCCAUGCAAAAGAAGAGGGGGAGUAAGGUUCACAUUGAAGGGGCAAUCCAAUUUCAACAUGGUGAUGAUAUCCAACAUUGGUGGCAGCGGGGAUGUGAAGGCUGUAUGGAUCAGAAGAUCCAGAAGUGGAACAUGGUUGCCAAUGCACAGGAAUUGGGGAGCUAAUUGGCAAAGCAACGCAGACCUCAGAAACCAGAGACUCUCAUUCAAGGUUACCUUGGUUGAUGGGAAGACAUUGGUGUUUCUCAAUGUGGUACCUUCCACAUGGAGGUUUGGACAAACAUUUUCAUCCCGGAAUCAGUUCUUUUAGCAACUGAUGGUGAGCUAGAAGAGGGAGACAUAUAAUAUACAUCAAACAUCAUGUCCACAACCAUGCAAUUUUUAAAGGCUGGAGUGGAGGAUAUCAUAAAGUUUCUUAUUUUUUUAAUUGAUAGUUUUAAAUAAUUUGAUGAUGUAGUCCCAAGGAUGCAUUAUACAUCUAGCUCCAGAUAUGUAAUUUGUGUUUUGUAAUAUACUCCAAUGGUAGGGAGUAUUAAACGUGUAUUAUUUCAUUCAUAUACUACAAUAAAAUGAUAAUCUUAAA
Messenger RNA from Lotus japonicus, 1095 nucleotides. Its product is annotated as expansin-A12. The coding region runs from base 67 to 822 and encodes 251 amino acids. The record is from RefSeq and is a predicted model, not a curated record. The transcript is spliced from 3 exons. Gene Ontology annotation, cellular component: extracellular region. NCBI's taxonomy places the organism in Eukaryota, Viridiplantae, Streptophyta, Magnoliopsida, Fabales, Fabaceae. Gene Ontology annotation, biological process: plant-type cell wall organization.